Messenger RNA from Anguilla rostrata (American eel), 3375 nucleotides. Its product is annotated as regulator of G-protein signaling 9-like. Gene Ontology annotation, biological process: G protein-coupled receptor signaling pathway; regulation of G protein-coupled receptor signaling pathway; positive regulation of GTPase activity. The record is from RefSeq and is a predicted model, not a curated record. The coding region runs from base 242 to 1720 and encodes 492 amino acids. Gene Ontology annotation, molecular function: GTPase activator activity. Lineage: Eukaryota; Metazoa; Chordata; Actinopteri; Anguilliformes; Anguillidae. Gene Ontology annotation, cellular component: neuron projection; plasma membrane; cytoplasm. The transcript is spliced from 17 exons.
CUAGGUGCUCUUUGCGGGGUGUGACAGGUCGACAACGGAAUGUAAGCUGCACUGUGAUUGGCCGAGGUACCCAUCCGUUCAUCGUACCUCAAGCGUUCGCUUAUAAUUAUAGGUGGUUUGUGGAUAGGGGCGAGCGCAACGCAGACGUCUUCACAUUGUGUAGAUAAAAUAUAUAUAUUUUUCGUUAGAGACGUUGUUGUGGAUGACUCAGUGAGGUAUUGAAUAAAACGCGAUCGGAAAGAUGACAAUCAGAAAUAUCAUUGAUCAUGGGCAGCGUUAUCGACCACGGAUGGCCUGUUUGAAGAAGGUAGAGGCUCUGGUGGUAGAGAUGCAGGACCCAAAAAAUGGUGUGAAAUCCCAGACCCAAAGGCUGGUCAUCACCACUAUUCCACACGCUAUCACUGGAGAGGAUAUUGUGGCAUGGAUCGCCAAUCGCUUCAAAGUGGAUUCUGUAGAGGCACAGGGCAUUGGUACCAUGAUGGUGGCAUUUGGAUACAUCUAUCCCCUUCAGGACCACAAGAAGCUUAUUCUCAAACCUGACACAAGUCUAUAUCGUUUCCAGACCCCAUACUUCUGGCCUGCACAGCAGUGGCCAGCUGAAGACACAGACUAUGCAAUCUACUUGGCAAAAAGAAACAUUCGCAAGAAGGGAAUGCUGGAGUUGUACGAACAGGAGCACUAUAAUUCUCUUCACAAAUGGAUGAACCACAAAUGGGAUUUCAUUGUGAUGCAGGCCAAGGAGCAGUACCGGGCAGGGAAGGAGAGAAAGAAGCCAGACCGUGUGGUUUUUGACUGCCAGGAAAGAGCCUACUGGGUGGUACAUAGACCUCCGCCAGGAACUAUCAGUGCCAUGGACUAUGGAAUCGACCGCCUAAUCGACCCCAAUGUUGAUGAGGUAACAGAGAAAAAAACACACGACUACUACAGAAGAAUCAUUAUUUACACUCAGCAGUCCAUUAUGAGGUCAAGGGUCAAAUCAUCAGUGUCUGUUGGAGCCAUUGUAAAAUACAUGACCACAUACAAGAACCACGACCCCUUCCUUGCCCCAUGUCUUCCUAGCAGUCCUUGGUUAACUGAUGAUGUCACCUACUGGGACCUUAAUAUGCCUAAUGUGGAAAUACCCACCAAGAUGAGAGUGGAGCGCUGGACCUUCGGCUUUGGCGAGCUGCUCAGUGAUCCCCGUGGUCGGGCAGAUUUCCGACUCUUCUUGAAGAAGGAGUUCAGUGGAGAAAAUCUGGCCUUCUGGGAAACUUGUGAAGACUUGAAGUGGGGUGCUGCAGCAACUAUGAAGGAAAAAGCCCAGCAGAUUUACAAGACCUUUCUGGCCCCUGGAGCACCACGCUGGAUCAACAUUGAUGGCAAGACCAUGGAAAUCACCGUAAAAGGCCUGGUGCACCCACAUCGCUACGUGCUGGAUGCCGCCCAGACGCACAUCUACAUGCUCAUGAAGAAGGAUUCGUUUGGUCGAUACAUGAAGUCUCCAGUAUUCAAGGAAACACAGAGAAAGGCUAUUUGUCCUGAGGCCCACAGAUUCACUGAUGCGCAGCUGGAACAGAACGCGAGGAAGCGCACCAGGAAGGCCAGUCUCAGCCCACUCAUCGUGCGGCAGCAGGAGCAGGAGGAGAAGGCCAGGCUGGCUGCCAGUGGGCCUGUGGACAUAACUCAGGUCAUGAGCAAACUGGACCGUCGAAACAUGCUCAAGGAGGGGGAGAAAAAAUAGGCCACAGCUGCUGCAGGGAAGGGUGAUAGGUUUGAAGAAAGCAGCACCGACCUGGCUAUUGGUGUUGUGAAGGGAAACAUCCUGUCAAAACCAUUUUACCCACCCUUACCUAUUAUUUUGUCAUCACUCUUCCAUUUCAUAAAAAUCGAGACAGCUGCUCUGAGCAUUUCAGAAAUCUGAAUAUGAAUGAGGGUUCAUAACUAGGGUGUUUACAUGUAAGUGACAUGUCCUGAUGCUUCGCCAAUGAGGAAAGGAAAAGCAAAAGCAAUGAAGGGGAAAAUGAGGGCAUAUAGACACAGAGUGAUUGUAUUCCCCAAGUUCUGAGACCAAAGGGCAGGAAACCUUUUUUACAUCCGAACCAAACUGUGUUAGCGCUGGACAGUGAAAUUAAUAAUUGAUGUCAUUAUUCCUGCUCUUAAAGAAGAUAUGGGUGUAAUGUAGGUACACCGAAACAACAGGUUAAUAUAUCUUGCAGACAAUUCAACAUUCAACUUUCUCAGGCCAUGUACGUUCAUGAUGACAACAUUAUUACUGUUGUAUUUUUACUUAACAAUAUUUGAAAUUAUUUUAAUAACCACACAACAUCAUUUUGAACAAUGUUGUUUUCUGUAGUAAAAAUAUUUUAGUUUACUACUGAUUCUGUUUGGUGUAAUGCCUAGAAUUUUAAGAUAAGUAUUUUGUAUAGACCUUGAAUUCAGACCUUUCUGUGAUUAAAGAAGGAGCUAAAAAUUCAGAUGCAUUACUGAGAACAUUUCAUAGUUUUUACCAGAAAUAAAGUAUUUAUUGCAGUAUGUCAUGUUUUUAACUGUAAAGUUUACAUGUAAUAGAUUGCUUCAAGAGCCAAAGUGAAUAUGCAGUGUACACAAACUGUAUGUGAGAGUGGCACAAUGGGAAUUUACAAGGCAAAGACAGGAUGUCUGGACACAAGUAUCUGCCCAUUCCAAAAAGAUUGGAAUAUAAAAAAUUUGGAAUAAUAUCCAGGAGCCGUUAUGAAAUUAAUUUAAUCCAUUAUUUUUGGGGGUUUGUUUAUUUGCCAUUUGUUGCAUCUUUCUGUCUGUCAGGCCAUGGCUGAUUUCCCUCGCUGUUUGGUACUUAUUACAGUGAUUUAGGACUGGAAUGGGACAUUCCAGGCCUUGACAGUUAUACAUUUAUUUUAAAAAUAUGAACAUAUUAGGGUAAUUACUUUGCGAAAUGGCAUGAAAGUACUGGAGUGAAACAUUUUAAAAUAAAAUAUGCAGUAUUAUUUAUUUAGUUAAAUCCAAAUUGCCUGUUUUUCUAUCAUGAGCUAAGACAUCAGCAAAUACCAAGCAUAAAUGCUGAUGUAUUAAUGAUAAAUAUAAAGGUUCAGUAUUUUCAGACACAAAUGAUUAAAAUCAAAUUUUAUCUGACUUAUAUUGAUGAUCUAUCUACUAAAUCAAAGGGAUUGGUCUGGCCUGUUUUUUUUCAUUCUAUGACAAAUUCAUGCUCUCUAUUGCAUGCUCCCUGUCAAACUGGCUUUGCAUCUUCAUCUGUAUGAUGGUGUACAGUACGUAAUAUGCUUGACAUCAUUUUUACAUUUACCAUGUAUUUUCCCCCAUUCUGUUUGUCAGUGUGUGUAUAUGUUGUGAGGUGUGUGACUAUUCAUCCAAUAAAGUCCUCAACAUCUUAAGAAUUCA